CAAUAUCAAGUUUUUAGUUCGGCAUCUUCUUGAGAAGGCUAUGGACUCAGUGACUAGACGAAAUUCAGAUGGCUUCUUAGUUGACGAGUUAUUGGAAAGUUUAUCGAAAUUGUCCAAAAAUUCUAACAAUGCGAUUGAAAUGUUGAAGCUGGGAAUUAUUGAAGACUGCUUCAAAGUACUCAAAGACAAUUCAAAUAGCUUAACACUAUGUGAAAAAUCAAUUCAACCGGAAGUUAAAUGGUCCCUGCAUCUUGUUUGGUCACUUAGUUUCUUAAAAGAAGGUCGUGAAAAACUUAAAAAUCACAAAAUUGUAGAAUUGAUCGAAAAAGCAUCCAAAAGUGGAAAAAAAACAGAUAUCUCUUGUGCAGCUGAGGGAAUUCUCUGGGAACUGGACAUGGUUAAGCACGAAAGUAGUUCAAAAAAGAGCGCAAAAGAGAAACAUAUAAUGAUCAGCUACUGUUGGAAGCAGCAAGAUAUAGCUCAGAAGAUUUUAGAGGGUCUGAGAAAGCGAGGAAAGAAAGUGUGGAUAGACCGUGAGCAAAUGCAAGGGGACAUGCUGGAGCAAAUGGCGAAUGCAGUUAUGGACUCCGAAGUUGUGGUUUGCUGCGUCUCUGAGGAUUACAGCAACAGUCUGCCAUGUCGACAAGAGGCAAAGUACGCUAACAGGAAGAAAAAGAAAAUUGUGUUCGCGCACGUUCAAGCUGAUUUCCAACCUCAAGGAUGGUUGGAUAUCAUCAUGGAACAAGAUAUCUAUUACCACCUCUAUGACGAGAAAGACUUCUCUUCUGAAUUUAAAAAACUCAUAAGUUAUAUUGAGAAGUUAUGCACAAACGUUGAUGAAACCGAUUCUCCAGUUGCUGAAAGCAAGCAAAACAAUCUCAACUCAAAUCCGAGCUUCCCAAAGAGCGAAGACGCAAAGUUCAACCAAUGGACUGCAGAUGAGGUGAAAGAGUGGUUAGUUGGAAUUGGGUUCCAGCGAUCAAAGUUGAAAAAUUCAGCGCUGGGGUCGCUGACAGGGAGGAAUUUGACAGAGUUGAAAAAUUGGCAAUUGACAGCGCCACAGUUUUUUCUCGAAUUUCUUCAGAAAAAUCUGAAAAUCAACGACUCCAAAAUAAUGAUUGAAUUCAGUGAUGCUGUGAGAAAUUUGUAAUUGAACACUGGGCCUCAUUUUAUCAUUUUGAAUACCAAUGAUAGCUAUUAACCUUCGUAAUAACUCUGAAAUGGAAUUAAGUUGAUACGUAUAUAAUCUGUAAAU
This is a messenger RNA of Symsagittifera roscoffensis, 1255 nucleotides long. RefSeq lists its product as uncharacterized. The record is from RefSeq and is a predicted model, not a curated record. Gene Ontology annotation, molecular function: protein binding. Lineage: Eukaryota; Metazoa; Xenacoelomorpha; Acoela; Convolutidae. The transcript has a single exon. Gene Ontology annotation, biological process: signal transduction. Bases 41 to 1150 code for a protein of 369 amino acids.